UAGUUGGUGUUUUUAUAUAAUUUAUUGGACUUGUUAUUUUUUCCUACAUGUAUCUUGCCCUUUCCACACUUUUAUAUUAUUAUUAUUUCUAGGUUACGUCACAGGAUCAAUAUUUCUUACUUUAAAAGUCAAUCAUUGAUUAAAAUGAGCUUCUCAUUACUCGUUUGUGUUUCCAGAUGAGGCUUUCUUCCCAUCUUGGAGGCUUACAGCUCACCUUCCUCUCCCUCGCUCUUCUCUGCUCCUUCAUGACAUCGGCGGUCACCAACCCCGUCUCCUCCACCCCUCUGCUGCCCACAGUGGACAGCCCUCAGCUGGAGUCGGCCCUGCAUCGUCUCAAAGAGAGUCUGGAGGAUCCAGGAGACUCAGACCCUCUAGAAGGUUGGCCUCAAGACCCCCAGUCAGUCAUUUUGGAGCCCAUGGAGGGCGGAGUCAGCUCUGAAGAGGGGGAGAGUGACAAACCCUGGGUGGAAGAGGUCCUGCUGAGGGCACAAAGAGGGAACCUGGUGGACACGCCCGCCGCUCUCUUCCCUGGAGAUAACUCUGUGGACAGUUUGCAUCAUCAGGAGGAGGAAGGAGAAGACGGGUGGAAGAGAAACGACGCUCUGACCUCCAUCGCCGGAGGACUCCAAGCUGUCAGCCGGGAGAAAGGAGGAUUCGGUUUCCGCUUUGGGAGGAAGAGGUGGACGGAAAGGGGAUGGAGGGGUGAUGGGGGGGGGGAGGACAGAUAAAUAAGAGAACAGCUACACAGUAACAUAAAAAGAAGAGUUAAACUCUAGAAUCUUUCAUUUUCUCUUCCCCGAUGAGAUGGUAGGUUCAACAAAAAUGUCUGACAUGAAGUCAGAAAUAUGUCACAGUGAUGUGCAAAGUUCAAAAGCUGCUCCAUUUACAUCACUGCUCUAAAUGAUUAUAGAGAAAACUGAUAGACAAAAACAUUUAAAAAAAAUGAAUUAAAUCACAGAAAGAAGCACAAAAAAGUCACUUGAUGACUUCCACAGACUUAUUUUAAGUCUAACCUGAGCAGAACAUUCCUCAAAUGGCUUAACGAUGACGAACAAAACUCAAAACCAGUCGGGGCUGAAGCCAAACAUUUUUCUUUUUCUAGUUUUGUUUUUGUCGUUUCAGAUGGUUCAUGUUGGCCCUCAGAUUAUUCUCUUUUUCAGGUCGUCAAGUUUAACAGACUCACUGUAAAGAGUACAAAAGUUUAAAAAAGCCAACUGGACCAAAAGCUGAGCAGAAAAACCUAAAAUUGUGCAAAACAUGAAAUAUGCUGACGGUUCUCAGGAACAAAAACUUUGUGUGCAUCACUUCUGUUUUCACACAAACCCCUUAUUUUCUGUUUUUAAAACGAGGAAUUUAGAGUUCAGAUGAAUAAAAUGACAUUUUGUUGUGAUGAUUUAUUAAAGUGUUUGUUCUGAAGCA
Messenger RNA from Oryzias latipes (Japanese medaka), 1419 nucleotides. RefSeq names its product pyroglutamylated RFamide peptide (gene qrfp). Gene Ontology annotation, molecular function: orexigenic neuropeptide QRFP receptor binding. Lineage: Eukaryota; Metazoa; Chordata; Actinopteri; Beloniformes; Adrianichthyidae. The record is from RefSeq and is a predicted model, not a curated record.